Molecule: messenger RNA, 2381 nt
Organism: Sus scrofa (pig)
Lineage: Eukaryota; Metazoa; Chordata; Mammalia; Artiodactyla; Suidae
Gene: NEURL2
Product: neuralized E3 ubiquitin protein ligase 2
Biological process (GO): intracellular signal transduction
Molecular function (GO): ubiquitin protein ligase activity
Source: RefSeq, a predicted model, not a curated record
CAGGAAGGGGCCGUGCUCAGUAAGGAGCCCGUCCAGGGAGCUACAGCCUGGCCCUCCGUUGAGCCAAAGCACCACAGGGCUGCUCUUGGGAUCCUUCUGGGACUCCACAAACCUGGAGGGGAGUCAGGCUAGGGUGAGUGCGGGUGGGGGGGCGCUCCUUCCAGCCCUCCCCGCUCCCAGACUCCGGCAGGGGUCUUAAGAACCUCCCGUCCCCCCACUCUCUCCCCUGGUGGGCAUCGCCGCGCCGCUCCAAACCCCGCCCUGGGAGGCAGGGCUGCAGACCAGUAGUGCAGGUGCUUGGAGCCGGAGCCUCGGAGGUAGCCAGAGUACUGGCGGAAAGACGGCUGUUUGGCCAGUCCGGGCAGGCACUGGAUCUCGUCCUUGUCGGCGGCUGCCUGGCUUCGGGGCGCCCAGGAGAGCAGCAGCAGCGGCAGGAGGAACGGCGGCGACAGCGCGGCUCGAACCAUCUGCGGCAGGAAGCGGGUGCCGGCUGUUGACUCGCUCCCUCCCUGGCUGCUCAGCCGCCGCUGGGCAGGAGCUGGCGGCUCAUCCGCGAGGGAAGCCCCGGCCCAACCCCGGCUCCCCCUGCCGCCUCCCUUCCAGCCUCCAGGAUCGCUUCCAGCCUCCGGAUACCCCUCACCUCUGCUCCCCCGCGUCCUUGUUCUUCAGGAGGUGCCCCGGGACGGGAAGUCAUGUGUAUCUCGAGUCACGUGUGCUCUGGCAUCAUGUGAUAGUCUUCCUCCCGCCCUUCCCCGGUCCCUGGGGACCCGGGGUGGGGGUGGGGGUGGGGACCGAGGGAGCCGUGGCGUUGGCGAUUCAUGCUGGGUGAAGGUCCGCAGGUCGUAUCCCGGGCGCCGGUCAGAUGACCGGGGUGUGGAUGGCCAGGCUCCUCCAGCCUGUCGGGGACCCCGUCGUAGGCUGGAUGGCUGAGCAAGCGGCGCUAGGACCCCCGGGCAGAGCCUCGGGGAAGGGAGUCGGGGUGGGGGCAAUACCUUACAUGGUGUUCCCGCUGUCACUGAACCCUCUGCCCAAAAUAGCCCCCAGCGCCCGCUGGCUGGCCCGCCUUAUGGCCGGGAGAUGGCUGCUGUCUCCAACCCCAUGGAACUGGAUGCGUCCUUGGGAACCGCGCGCCCCGAGCCCCCUCCCACCCGCUUCCACUGGGUUCACGGUGCCAACAUCCGUGUGGACCCCUCCGGGACGAGGGCCACACGCGUGGAGAGCUUCGCCCACGGCGUUUGCUUCAGUCGCGAGCCGUUGGCCCCCGGCCAGGUGUUCCUGGUGGAGAUCGAGGAGAAAGAGCUGGGCUGGUGCGGGCACCUGCGCCUCGGCCUGACUGCCCUGGACCCCGCCAGUCUGGCCGCCGUGCCGGAGUUUUCGCUGCCCGACCUGGUCAGCCUUGGCCACACUUGGGUCUUCGCCAUCACGCGCCAUCACAACCGCGUGCCCCGGGACGGCCAGCUGGAGGCAGAGGCUGUGGCCCCCAGCCGCCCCGCGGCCCUCCUGGUGGAACCGUAUCUGUGCAUCGAGCAGUUUCGCAUUCCCCGCGACCGCCUGGUGGGCCGCAGCCGGCCCGGGCUAUAUAGCCACCUCUUGGACCAGCUCUAUGAGCUGAACGUGCUGCCUCCGACUGCGCGCAGGAGCCGCCUGGGCGUUCUCUUCUGCCCGCGCCCGGAUGGCACAGCUGACAUGCAUAUCAUCAUCAAUGGCGAGGACAUGGGCCCCAGCGCCCGGGGGCUGCCAGCCGCCCAGCCCCUCUAUGCGGUGGUGGACGUCUUUGCCUCCACCAAGAGCGUGCGCCUGGUCCAGCUCGAGUAUGGCUUGCCAUCCCUGCAGACCCUGUGCCGCCUGGUGAUCCAGAGGAGCGUGGUGCACCGGUUGGCCAUCGACGGGCUCCACCUGCCCAAAGGACUUAAGGAUUUCUGCAAGUAUGAGUGAAGACCUGCAGCCACUCUGGAGCAGGGCCACAGGAGUGCAUCCCGGCCCUAGAGGCGUGGCUGCUCUGAAGUUGGCCAAACUGCUGCCAGCUAGGAUAGAAAUAAACAGAGGAUGCUGACACUGACCCUGGGAGGGUUCCCUUGCCCCUGAAGCCUGCGAGGGGCACUUCUUUUACAAUCACUGGGAGUCAGUAGGUCAGAACAAGAGAGUGCAUUUUGACAUCACCUAGACAAGUGGUUCCUAGCCUGGAUACUCAUUAUCUGGGAUACCCAGCAAGCUGCUGCCCUGAUCCCAUCUCCAAGACAUUCUCAUUUGCUUUCCUGAAGGAUUAGGGCUAGCCACUGUUUUUGUAAAAGCUCCCCAGGGCUGAGAAGCAUUUUUAUAGAACAGAGGUCUCAACUUUGGCACAUAUUAUAAACCACUUGAAGAACUUCAAAAAACACUUA